This is a messenger RNA of Uranotaenia lowii, 1353 nucleotides long. RefSeq lists its product as uncharacterized. Bases 1 to 1353 code for a protein of 450 amino acids. Lineage: Eukaryota; Metazoa; Arthropoda; Insecta; Diptera; Culicidae. The record is from RefSeq and is a predicted model, not a curated record. The transcript has a single exon.
AUGGCGGAAAGUGUUCCGCCGUGGGGCAGCCUACCAGGCCCUCCCAGAAACUCAAAUCAAAGGUCGCUCCCAAUCUGGAUGGACCCGCAAAGAAUUCACGGUGACGUUCAGUUUCUAUUGAUGAAACCCGCAAAUGCCAAUACCAAGCUUCCAUCCAACCCAUUCAUCAUUGCGAAAUCCAUCGAUGCUGCCGCUGGUAGAAUUGAUGGCGCAAAUGCCAUUGACGCAGGGAAGAAUUACCUAUUACGAGUCCGAAACCCCAAACAGUCGGAAAAACUCCAGCAACUCAAUAAACUAAUCGACGGGACACCUGUUACCGUACAAAUCCACCCCACUUUAAAUACCUGCCAAUGUGUGGUGACCUGCCGAGAAGUGUCGGAUCUAUCCGAUGACGAUCUUGCAAAGGCGCUGGAAGACGAGGGCGUUAUAAAAGCCUACCGUUUUGUGAAAAAAUUCCAAGGAAAAUCUUUUCCGUCGGACUCCAUCGUGCUGACCAUAAGAGGAACCGUUCCACCCACCCAUAUUCGCUUCGGUUAUCUGCGAAUCGCAACUAGGCCGUACUACUCCCGUCCCAUGCUCUGCCAGAACUGCGGCAACUUUGGCCAUACCAAAGCCAAAUGCACAAACGAAACAAUCUGCCAGGUCUGCGGGGAAAGUCCUUCGCACUCCGAUUGCACCAACCAACCUCACUGCAAUAACUGUGGUGGCCCCCAUCCAACAACAAACCGCAGCUGUCCAAUCAACAAACAGGAGCAGGAAAUAAUUCGUAUUAGGACCGACCUUGGCAUCAGCCAUUCAGAAGCCACCAGACAGUUCAAGUCCCGAAUGGAAGCAGCCAAAAAUUCUACCUUACAACUUCGCCUGAAUAAAGCUCAAUCAAUUCCUGAUGACAAAGACCGCAAGAUACAACAACUCGAAAGACAAAUAGCCGAGCUCGGAAAGAUAAACUCCCAAGAAACCAUCUUCAAACUCGAAAAACAGGUCACCGAAUUGAUAGAACAGAACUCCAAGCUGGUAGCCCGUAUCAUGGCCAUGAAGAAGGAACACAACCCCGUAGUAGAUGAGGAAGACGAUGAUGACACACUUACUGAAACCUGCAGCAACCCAUUAAUGGACACUUCAUUUGAAAUCAACAAUCCACAAACAACUCCAAAACGCGGCCGAACGAACACACCUCCUGAUGACAACCCAGACCUGGAUGAUAACUGUCCAACAAUGAAGAAAAUGAAUAUGAACCGAAAUACACCUUCUCCACCCAUCGAGACCAACGAUCGAACCAGGUAUCCCCAACAGCCAAUUCCAUCUACAACACAAAACCCCGCCCCCUCUUACCACCCAUCAUCACGUCGGUAA